Molecule: messenger RNA, 1940 nt
Organism: Tigriopus californicus
Lineage: Eukaryota; Metazoa; Arthropoda; Copepoda; Harpacticoida; Harpacticidae
Product: thioredoxin-related transmembrane protein 1-like
Exons: 6
Coding region: 941-1762 (273 amino acids)
Source: RefSeq, a predicted model, not a curated record
GAGUCACUCACUCUCUGUUCGGCGCUCGGUUCGGCCAGAGGUUCGGCGAGUGUUGCUUCAAGUUUCAAGUGGCAGAGCACAGCCAGAUCUAGGCCUGGGCCCUCAGACCUGAGUGACUGACUCAGCGUCUUCGACAGCAUCCAACUAGUGGCCUGUGUAAUCAGCCAGACGACCAUUGCUACCAUCGCUACCACGGCUACCACGGCUACCACCCCCACCUGAUGAUCGUCCACCCUUAAGACUCAGCCCCACGUCAGCCCUCAAUCCCCUAGGCCCGUUGAGUCUGUUCACCUGGAUGUUAGUCUAAAAGCCAUUGGUUUGUUUGUCUGGCCGUUCUUUUGGUCGCUCCGCUCCUGGGUCAGAUCGCUCUCGCUAAAGGAAGCCGGGCCCGCUGCCGCUGGCUGGCCCGUUCGCUCCCUGUGUGUGUGUCAACCAUUGGCGGGACGGGAAAAUAAAGCGGGCAGAGAAAUCCAUCCUAUCCACUGACCCGAGUCUGGCUGAUACAGGGAGGGUUGGGUGGACCCGGCCCCUGGGCAGAGUGGCAGGCACUCCUGCUCUUUUCCUCAUGCAGGUCUGAUUGGUCCCCUUUGGCUGACUCGUCAAACACGAACACACACACAUACGUAGACACACGUAGACCCACGUACAGCAGGCCGCCCGCCAGUCUCACACAUUCACAUGGGAAACCACCUGGGCGGGCCGUUAUUUUGACCAGAGUCGAUUGAUUUUACCGUUGCCCGGUGGCUUAAGUGGCUUGGACGGAGUCUGGCGAACUUUUCACUCGAUCCUUUCUGGUUCUGAUGUCCACGGUUAUAUCUAAACUAACCCGUCAGCCUUCAACGCCAGGAUAUUGAGAUAUCCUCCGGGGUUGCUCGUCCGGUGCCGUUAAAAUAUCUGGACCGUCAGGUUACGUACGUACGUUACUCGUGGGCCCACCAUCAUGUCCAUGCGGGUUUGGGCCUUGUGUUGGGUCUGCCUCGCCUGGUUAGCCGUAGUUCCGGUGGUCGAAUCGAAAGUGGUCCUGGUGGGCGAAGACGACUGGAAAAUGUUGCUGGAAGGCGAAUGGAUGAUCGAAUUUUUUGCACCCUGGUGUCCGGCUUGCCGUGCUCUCCAUCGCACCUGGGAGGAGUUCUCGACCUGGACCCAUGACCUGGGUUUGGAUGGCGUGGCUCAAGUGGAUGUGACGGAAAACCCCGGGCUGUCCGGACGAUUUGUCGUCACGGCCCUACCCACCAUCUAUCAUGUGAAAGACGGCGUGUUCCGUCAAUACCGUGGGGCGCGAGACAAAGACAGUUUCAUUUCGUUCGUCGAAGACAAGCAAUGGCAACAACUCGACCCUAUCCCGUCCUGGAAGAAUCCGGAUUCCUUUCAAAUGACGGCCGUAUCCUACUUCUUCAAGAUGUCCAUGGCUCUUCGCAACAUUCAUACCGUCAUCACCGAGGACUACGGUUACCCCUACUGGGUGUCUUACGUGAGUUUCGCAGUGGCCACCAUCAUCCUAGGAGCCGUUCUCGGACUGGCCUUGGUAUGUUGCAUCGAUCUCAUCAACCCUCCCAAACGUGACUCUCAUUACCACGAAAUUGUGCCUCCAUCUGAUGCUCAAAAGAAGAAGGAUGACGAUCUUCACGACAAGAAUAGGGAUGAUUCCGAUGAUCAAGACGAGUUGCCCGAAGACGAACAAGAGGGUGAAGGAGUUGAAAAGAAAGCAGGACCUUCCGAAAGCGGUGCUGUUCGUAAAAGGCGAGCAAAACGAGCGGAUUGAGUGGUGUGCUUUGUCUUGGAUUUUAAAUCGGAUAUCAUGAACCAAAUAAGUGUUUUCCGUCACAUUUGCCUAAUUCCCCGUUACCGAACCUCUCAAUGAGGCAACCUGUGAAAAUUGCACUGUCAGAACUACGUCAUGCAUCAGUCUUUUUACAAGAAAAUCCUCGUCAAUAACGGCA